AUGGAAGUCGAUACCGCGAGUGAUAAUACAUCAUUAGAUGACAAAACCGAAGAUUACUGCGAAAAUCCCACUAGGGAUGCACUCACAGAAGGAAUUAUGAGUUUGUUAAAACCAACUGUAGAUCAACUUGAUGAAAGGAUUCGGGCUACUAGAAUUAGCCAAAUCGAGCUUCGACAGCAGAUAGACUCUCUGACUGAGGAGCUUCUCAAAAUCAAUGAAUCUCUACAAUGUCCACUGGAAUUAGAUGCAUAUGUGACAAAGCUAGUGAAUGCAAAAAGAAAAGUCAUAGUGGUUAGUAAUAUUCUACAAAAAACUCAGGAGAGAUUGAACAAAAUUCAUCAGGCAGUAGAAAAGGAAACAAAUAAACGUAAGGCUUUAUUGGACCGUAGUUCUAUGUAUCACAGUGCAACAAUAAAACCAGAGACAGAUGAAUUAUUUCCUGCAAUUUCAAGUACUUCAGGAACACCUCAGUGA
This is a messenger RNA of Nasonia vitripennis (jewel wasp), 474 nucleotides long. It is a transcript of the gene Snapin, whose product is annotated as SNAPIN protein homolog. Gene Ontology annotation, cellular component: BORC complex; BLOC-1 complex; synaptic vesicle. The transcript has 2 exons. Bases 1 to 474 code for a protein of 157 amino acids. NCBI's taxonomy places the organism in Eukaryota, Metazoa, Arthropoda, Insecta, Hymenoptera, Pteromalidae. Gene Ontology annotation, biological process: intracellular protein transport; endosome to lysosome transport; lysosome localization. The record is from RefSeq and is a predicted model, not a curated record. Gene Ontology annotation, molecular function: SNARE binding.